GUUAUCAAAUAAGUGGCUUGUAUCAGCUAACCACAGGUCCCUCACUGGUCUAGGUGGACUACUUGUUGUCACAAUGGCUUGUGAAAGACACUCAGGUCCCCGCCACUAUACUGUGGGCACAAUGUCUGAGCGCUUCGACUGCCACUACUGCAGAGCCCCUCUGCAAGGCAAGAAGUAUGUGGAGAAGGAUGGACACAACUGCUGUGUGAAAUGCUUUGACAAGAUAGUUGCCAACACCUGUGCUGAGUGCAGGAAACCCAUUGGCGUUGAUAACAAGGAGCUCCAUUACAAGAGCCGUUAUUGGCAUGACAGCUGCUUCCGCUGCUACAAGUGUUACCAUCCUCUGGCCAAUGAGCAAUUUGUUUUCAAAGAUAAUAAAAUCCAGUGCCCUAAAUGCACCGAUAGAGAGGGAGCCCUGCGCUGCAGUGGAUGCCACAAGCAAAUCCAGCCAGGUGGCCGCAAUGUUGAGUACAAGGGUAGUGCUUGGCAUGAGGAAUGCUUCACAUGCAGCAACUGCAAGCAGUCCAUUGGAACCGGCAGCUUCUUCCAAAAGGGAGCCGAUGUCUUCUGUGCUACCUGUCAUGAACAAAAAUUUGCAAAACAAUGUGUGAAGUGCAAGAAUCCAAUCGCUUCUGGAGGGAUAACCUAUCAGGACCAGCCUUGGCAUGGUGAUUGCUUUGUGUGUGAAACCUGCCAUAAGAAGUUAGCUGGCCAGCGCUUCACUGCUGUUGAAGAUUGUUACUAUUGUGUGGACUGCUACAAGGCCUUUGUAGCCAAGAAGUGUGCAGGAUGUAACAACCCAAUCACAGGGUUUGGAAAGGGAUCCAAUAUUGUGAAUUAUGAAGGCCAUUCUUGGCAUGAGUACUGUUUCACCUGUAAGAAGUGCUCUCUGAACCUGGCUAACAAGCGUUUUGUACGCCAGAACGAGCAGAUUUACUGCACUGACUGCGCCAAGAAACUCUAAGGCAGCACACAUCUACACAGUAAACAAUCACAGUGGAAUGAUUACUGUUCAGCAGCUAUGCUGAAUGCAUGCCAGACUGCAAAACUGCAUUUAAUUAUGUAUGAGCUCUAUAGUGACUGAUC
Messenger RNA from Nanorana parkeri, 1086 nucleotides. It is a transcript of the gene FHL1, whose product is annotated as four and a half LIM domains 1. The transcript is spliced from 6 exons. NCBI's taxonomy places the organism in Eukaryota, Metazoa, Chordata, Amphibia, Anura, Dicroglossidae. The record is from RefSeq and is a predicted model, not a curated record. Gene Ontology annotation, biological process: muscle organ development. The coding region runs from base 74 to 964 and encodes 296 amino acids. Gene Ontology annotation, molecular function: transmembrane transporter binding.